This is a messenger RNA of Tribolium castaneum (red flour beetle), 2095 nucleotides long. RefSeq lists its product as uncharacterized. Bases 1 to 1512 code for a protein of 503 amino acids. The transcript has 3 exons. NCBI's taxonomy places the organism in Eukaryota, Metazoa, Arthropoda, Insecta, Coleoptera, Tenebrionidae. The record is from RefSeq and is a predicted model, not a curated record.
AUGAAAGAAGCUGCCGAAGAAGAAAUUCUUCAUGCGAAGGAAAUUGGAGCCAUCGAUCAAGAUGGGUGUGCUCUAGUUCCCGUUGAGCUCACACUGGGAGUCCUGUAUCUGGGAGGCAGAAAUAAAUUUUGUAUGAUUUGUUCUCGUCAAAAAGAACGUUCUCCCACUGAUCAUGUUUGUACAAAAAAUCAUAUUGGCAGUUCCGGUAGUAUGGAGUCGCAAAUUAUUUUACAAGGAUUUAAAACCAGUGUCGAGAUGUACAACAUCAAAUACAACACGCUAAUUGGAGACGGAGAUAGUAGUACCUACAAGAAAAUCAUCGAGGGACGCCCAUACAACAAUUUGACUGUUGAAAAAAUUGAAUGCCGAAAUCACCUUUUACGCAAUCUACGUGGAAAACUCAAAAGCCUUGUGGGUGACAGAAAGUUUCCUUUACAAAAUAGGAAACUGCUGGAAGGGAAAAUCAUGCGGCUGUCCACAGGAAUAAGAGCGGCAAUAACAUACAGGAAAAAAGAAGCGGAUAAGGUUUCAGCGGCUGGAAGGUUACGGCAGGAUAUUUUGAAUUGCGCCCAGCAUGUGUUUGGAGAACACAAAGAUUGUGCAAAUUAUUUCUGCCAACGAAAAACGGAUACAAACACAUGGGACACAAUUUCCACUGAAUUAAAGGGACAAAUUCAACAUAUUUUGCGCACUCUGGCAAGUCACUCCAGAAGCUUGCUAUGCGAUGUUGAUAAUAAUGUGGUGGAGGGAUUUAACUCCAUAGUAGCAAAAUUCAUUGGUGGAAAAAGAAUAAAUUACAGCUUGUCACAAUCAUACGAAACAAGAUGUAUGGCAGCUGUAGUUUCUUUCAACAGCAAACAUGCCCACAUGUAUCUUGGAAGAAUUUCGAAAAGGUCUCGCAAUCGUUUACUAGAAACCAUGGAAAUUCGAAGGCGUAGGAAAGCAAUGAGAACGUGGGAAAUGGCUAGAAAAAAAGGAAGAAAAGUGCAAGCGACAAACGAUAAAGGAAAUGCUGAUUAUGGAGAAAAUUGCGAAAAACCGGAUAUGACUCCUGAAAUUUUCGAAGAGAACAAAAAGGCGUUUCUUCAAGGAUUAGAAAAAACAGAUGCCGAAAGAGUUCAGCUGCAAGAGUCCACAAGGCUUCAAGCUGGCUCCGGACAAUGGCUCGAAGAACGCAGAAAGUUGCUUACUGCUUCCAAUUUUGGGAGAGUUUAUAAAAUGAAUGCUACCACAAGUCCUGCCAAUGCAAUUAAGAGUUUGUUGUAUCAAAUAAAAACUUUAAAUGUGCCGUCCAUCAACCACGGAAAGGUUAAUGAGGAAAAAGCGAGGCUCCAGCUAAUGCAGCAAGAAAAUGUAACAAUUGUGAGCUGUGGUCUCUUUGUCAACAAAAAGUGGAAUUUUUUGGGUGCUUCACCAGACGGUCUAAUUCUGGAUUCGGACUCCAUUGUAGAGAUUAAGUGUCCAUAUUCCGCGUUCCAGAAAAAAAUGUCAUUUGAGGAGGCAGUUAUUUAAAAAAAAAUAACUUUUUGGAAACAAGAAGCGGCGACAAGAAUUCUUAAAAUCAAUAAAAAUCACGUUUGGUAUUACCAAAUUCAAGGGCAGCUCCAAAUAACUGACAAAGAGUCCUGCCUCUUAGGUGUUUGGUUAGGAGAUAAUUAUCCUUUAAAAACACAAUGGGUAAUGAAAGAUAAUGAGUUUUGGGAAGAAAAAAUGUUACCAAAACUUCAAAGGUUUUACUUCCAUUCCUUGUUACCAGAAUUGGUUGAUCCACGACACAUCAGAAAUAUGCCCAUACGUGAUAAUAAAUAGGUAAGCAUUUUUUAUAUAUGGAACAUUUUUUCCGGCUCUUAUUUUUUAGGUCUAUUCUUUAUCCAUGACGGCAGGACUAGUUUAUUGUCUAAUUUUUAUUUUUAGCUUUUAGUACAUAGUUAGGUAUGUUGUAAAUAGCUAGUUUCUUGUAAAUAUUGAAAUUUCUGUUAAUUAAUUAAUUUUUACUACCAUUUUUCAUUGUAAAUAUAUGAAAGUCUAAAUUUUUCAUUUAUUGUCAUUUUUUAAUUUUUAACAUAUAGAUACAUAGUUUUUAGGUUUUUGUAAA